AAAAUGUGUGAUUGACGUGUCUUCUUUUCAAGUAUUCCAUAUUUCCUUAGUUUACUUUACUUUGCAUUGCUUUUUUUACCAACAUCUGUUUGAUUGGCACAUAACAUACAGAAAAUACGAAUUAUCUUCUACCAAUUUCUGUAAGCUUUAUAUUCGGCUCUGGUCUGUUAGGCUAUGCCAGGGUUUAAGUGUGUAGAGUCUCUGAUAACAACAGGGAUAAAGUAUGAUGAGCAAGCUACAUAGCAUCAAGUUGGGUUUGAAGCUUGGCAACUCUUGACGGUUGCAACACCACUGCGCGUCCAUCACUGGCUACAUACUCAACCAACCAGCUGCAAGUGUAAAAAACCAUCAGAAGAGAUGAUCAGUGGCUCAACACACGAAACCGGUUCAGAACCAUUGCCGGUCCCGCGUCAGGUUGCCGUGGCGGUUGCUUAUCGAUCGAAGACGGCUCAUGAUGGAAUGCCUCAGAUCGAAUAUCUCCUCGUGUCGUCCCGCAAGCAUCUUGGCUCCUGGGUGCUUCCUAAAGGCGGCGUAGAAAAGGAGGAGGUCUCUGAUCAUGGUCUGGCAGCUCUCAGAGAGGCUUGGGAGGAAGGAGGAAUCCGAGGAAAGCUUGGGGACCGACUCCACGUCUCAUCCGAUCCGAAAGCCCACCGAGCGAUCCAGAAGAUCAAGAUUUUCAUCCCGAGGGCAGAGUACAGUUUCUGGCUAAUCAAGGUCGAUGAAGGUGAAGCAGGCGUAUCCAGUUCCUGGCCAGAAGAACACGAACGAGAGCGACGAUGGGUUAGACGGCAGGAGGCUAUCGAUCUGGUCCAAUGGCGACAAGACGGGGCCGUCGAUGCUUUGAUGAAGGUCGACGAGGCCCUCUUGCUUGCUCAGUAACCUAGUAUUGAUCUGCUGUAGUUUCUGUCCAAGCGACAGUCAGCGUUUCUGCGAAGUAUGUGUUCCUCACCGCAACAUGUUGUUCUUCGACAACUGUGAGAUCAAUCCAUACUGUUGUCCAUCAGACCUAGAAUGAAUGCUCACAAUCCAUCGCAGCCUAUUUAUCAAACAAUUACCCCGCUGGAGAGGCGAAACAUGCGUCCAACAGAAAGAGAAAAAGAUGCAGUUCUUCCAAAUCAAGCAAAGAAUCGCUCGUAUGGUAGAGUCCAUAAGUGCCAAUUUUACGAGAAAUCGAUUUACAAGGUACCAUCCAAAAAAUCAUUGUGAAAAACAAGCAACCCGAUUCAAAACAACCCACCCAGCUUCAGGAAGCUUUCAUCAAACAGACAACCCCAAAUAACUGGGUGUGCUCAAGUCAGGCCAUCGAUU
Puccinia graminis f. sp. tritici CRL 75-36-700-3 is the source of this 1308-nucleotide messenger RNA. RefSeq lists its product as uncharacterized. Bases 358 to 879 code for a protein of 173 amino acids. Lineage: Eukaryota; Fungi; Basidiomycota; Pucciniomycetes; Pucciniales; Pucciniaceae. Gene Ontology annotation, cellular component: nucleus; cytoplasm. The record is from RefSeq and is a predicted model, not a curated record. The transcript is spliced from 2 exons. Gene Ontology annotation, biological process: diphosphoinositol polyphosphate metabolic process; diadenosine pentaphosphate catabolic process; adenosine 5'-(hexahydrogen pentaphosphate) catabolic process. Gene Ontology annotation, molecular function: bis(5'-adenosyl)-hexaphosphatase activity; bis(5'-adenosyl)-pentaphosphatase activity; diphosphoinositol-polyphosphate diphosphatase activity.